Messenger RNA from Manihot esculenta (cassava), 1750 nucleotides. Its product is annotated as tuberculostearic acid methyltransferase UfaA1. The record is from RefSeq and is a predicted model, not a curated record. Lineage: Eukaryota; Viridiplantae; Streptophyta; Magnoliopsida; Malpighiales; Euphorbiaceae. The transcript has 14 exons. The coding region runs from base 35 to 1492 and encodes 485 amino acids. Gene Ontology annotation, molecular function: methyltransferase activity. Gene Ontology annotation, biological process: lipid biosynthetic process.
UUAGCAUAUAGCUUCUCUAUCUGUGUGUAGCUCAAUGUCGAUGACAACUUCUACUUCUGUGAACUGCAGCAUGGCCGAUCCAGAAAGCUUUGAUUCAGUGAGAAAUCAAAUACACAAGGCACCCUCCAUGUUUGAAACUCUGGGCCGACGUGUUGUUACUAGAUUUCUGGGAUCCUUCAUCUCCACUGGCUGCUUAAUUUUGCAGGAAGCAGAUGGCACAGAUCUCACUUUUGAGGGAAGCGGAAUAAAAUGUUCCCUGAAAGUUCAUUUGAAAAUUCAUAAUCCCCAGUUUUAUUGGAAGGUAAUGACACGGGCAGACGUAGGUCUUGCAGAAGCUUAUAUUGAUGGAGAUUUUUCUUUUGCUGAUGCUGAUGAAGGCCUCUUAAAUCUUAUCAUGCUACUGAUUGCCAAUAACUCUGCUUCAAAAUCGAACAAGAAAAGGGGUUGGUGGACGCCGUUGUUAUUCACAGCUACUUUUGCAUCGGCCAAGUUGGUGUACCAGCAUGUUUUAAGGCAAAAUACUCUUACACAAGCUCGCAGGAAUAUCUCUCGACACUACGACCUGAGUAAUGACAUGUUUGCUCUGUUCAUGGGUGAAACCAUGUCAUACUCCUGUGGAAUCUUUAAGACGGAAGAUGAAGACUUGCAAACGGCGCAGCUUAGGAAAUUUUCUAUUCUGAUUGAAAAAGCAAGAAUUGAGCCGAAGCAGGAAGUUCUGGACAUAGGUUGUGGGUGGGGAAUCUUUGCAAUUGAAGUAGUGAAACGAACUGGAUGUAAAUACACUGGCAUUACUUUGUCCGAGGAACAACUGAAAUUUGCAGAGAAGAAAGUAAAAGAAGUUGGCUACAGGACCAUAUCAGGCUUCAACUUUGCGACUAUCGUCAAUUGCCUGAAAGUAGAUUUACAGUUAGAAUGGCGUGUUUUCAGUGAAAUGAUAGAGCAUGUUGGACAUGAAUACAUGGAGGAGUUCUUUGGUUGCUGCGACAAAUUAUUGUCAGAAGACGGACUUUUUGUUCUACAGCAAAUUACAGAAGAUUCCCGAAAGACAGAUAUUCUAAAGUUGGUUGCUUCCCCUCAGUUUUCAUCAAUGCCGGAUGAAUAUUACGAGGAGGACAGGUGGACUGCAGGCUUUAUUAGGGAAUAUAUAUUCCCUGGUGGAUGCCUGCCUUCAUUCAGCCGGGUAAUCUCGGCCAUGAAUGCUGCCUCAAGGCUCUGUGUGGAGCAUGUGGAAAAUAUAGGAAGUCAUUACUACCAUACUUUGAGACGCUGGAGGGAAAAUUUCUUGGACAACCAGAACAAAAUUCUGGCCAUGGGAUUUGACGAGAAGUUUAUUAAGAAAUGGGAAUACUAUUUCGACUAUUGUGCUGCUGGAUUUAGGACAUAUACGCUUGGAAAUUAUCAGGUUGUAUUCUCUCGGACUGCAAAUAUUGAGAUAUUACAGUAUCCAUACAAAGGAUUUCCGUCAGCAUAUGUUCACUUGUCUACGACAUGAGUCUAAUCAACCACAUCAGUUAUGUUCUCUUUUUUAUUAGUCGUUAUGUAAUUAAUAAUAAAUAAAUAAAUCAUAUAUAUACUUAACUUAGAAUAAUCAAUCGAAAUUAUUUAAUAAUUUUAUAGUAGCUCUUAUACAUCAUUUAUAUAAAUUUUACUCCAUCCAUGUGGGAUAGAGUCCCACAAUUACUGUCCUAGCAGGAGCUUAUGUUGGCCAGAAUUGAAAUUGGCAAUGAAAUUAGAGGCAACAAUCCCUAGU